Messenger RNA from Sorex fumeus (smoky shrew), 3625 nucleotides. It is a transcript of the gene LAMC2, whose product is annotated as laminin subunit gamma 2. The record is from RefSeq and is a predicted model, not a curated record. The coding region runs from base 1 to 3522 and encodes 1173 amino acids. Gene Ontology annotation, molecular function: extracellular matrix structural constituent. NCBI's taxonomy places the organism in Eukaryota, Metazoa, Chordata, Mammalia, Eulipotyphla, Soricidae. The transcript has 23 exons.
AUGGGUGAGUGGUGGAACAUGGUGUGCGAGUGCAACGGCAAGUCCCGGCAGUGUGUGUUCGAUGUGGAGCUGCAGCGUCAGACGGGGGACGGGCUCCGCUGCGUCAACUGCGCGGACAACACGGACGGCCGCCGCUGCGAGCGCUGCAGGGACGGCUUCCACCGGCCCCAGGACCAUGAGCGCUGCCGGCCGUGCGCCUGCCACGCCAAAGGUGCUCUGAGUGCGCGGUGUGACAGUUUGGGGCGGUGUCGCUGCAAACCCGGAGUGACUGGGGACAAAUGCGACCGCUGCCUGCCAGGCUUCCACACGCUCACCGAGGCGGGCUGCUCCCGGGACCAGCGGCUUCUAGACCCCAAGUGCGACUGUGACCCAGCGGGCAUCGCGGGGCCGUGUGAGUCGGGUCGCUGCGUCUGCAAGCCAGCUGUCACCGGGCAGCGUUGUGACAGGUGUCGCCCAGGUUACUACCACCUAGAGGCUGGGAACCCUGAGGGCUGCACCCAGUGUUUCUGCUACGGUCACUCAGCCACGUGCCACAGCUCCGGAGAUUACAGCGUGCACAGGGUCAGCUCCACGUUUCAGCAGGAUGCUGACGGCUGGCGGGCAGAGCAGGGGAGCGGCGGGCGGGCCAACCUGCAGUGGUCCCAACGCCACCGGGACGUCUUUGCUUCCUCACGGCGGGGGGAUCCCGUCUACUUCGUAGCUCCUGCCAAGUUUCUCGGCAACCAGCAGGUCAGCUAUGGGCAGACCCUGUCGUUUGCUUACCGCGUGGAUCGGGGGGGCAGACGCCCGUCGGCCCACGAUGUUGUCCUGGAAGGGGCCGGUCUUCGGGUCACGGCGCCCCUGAUGUCCCCGGGAAGGACAUUGCCUUGUGGGAUCACCAAGACCUACACCUUCAGACUAAAUGAGCAUCCGAGCAGUCACUGGAGCCCGCAGCUGAGUUACUUCGAGUUCCGGCGUUUACUACGGAACCUCACGGCCCUGCGCAUCCGGGCGACCUUCGGGGAAUACAGUACCGGCUACCUGGACAACGUGACCCUGGUCUCGGCCCGGCCCGUCUCGGGCGCCCCAGCUCUCUGGGUGGAGGAGUGUGUCUGUCCCGCCGGGUACCGGGGCCAGUUCUGCCAGGACUGUGCUCCUGGCUACAAGCGGGACUCGGCCCGGCUGGGGCCUUUUGGCUCCUGCAUCCCCUGCAACUGCCAGGGAGGCGGCGCCUGCGACCCAGACACAGGAGACUGCUACUCGGGGGACGAGAACCCCGACGUGGAAUGUGCCGACUGCCCCGUGGGCUUCUACAACGACCCCCACGACCCCCGUAGCUGCAAGCCGUGCCCCUGCAACCCGGGCUUCAGCUGUGCUGUGAUGCCCGAGACGGAGGAGGUGGUCUGCCACAGCUGCCCCCCGGGGGUCACAGGUGCCCGCUGCGAGCUGUGUGCCGACGGCCACUUUGGAGACCCCCUCGGGGAGCGGGGCCCCGCCAGGCCAUGCCAACCGUGCGACUGUAACCACAACGUGGACCCCAGCACUUCGGGCAACUGUGACCGCCUCACAGGCCAGUGUCUCAAGUGCGUGUACAACACGGCCGGCCCCCACUGCGGCCAGUGCAGAGCCGGCUACUUUGGGGACCCCCUGGACCCCAACCCGGAGAAGAAGUGUCGAGCGUGCGGCUGCAACCCCGCAGGCUCAGAGCCCGUGCCAUGUCGCCAGGACGGCAGCUGCGUGUGCAAGCCGGGCUACCAGGGGCCCCGGUGCGAGCUGGCGGCGCUGACCAGCUGCCCUGCCUGCUACAGCCGCGUCACCAUGCAGCUGGACCAGUUCACCCAGCAGCUGCAGGGCCUGGAGCUGCUGGUUUCCGAGGCUCAGGCUGGCGGCGCCGUGCCCAGCGCGGAGCUGGAGGGCCGGAUGCAGAGGGCCGAGCAGGCAUUAAGGGACGUGCUGGGAGAAGCCCAAGUCUCAGAAGGUGCCCUCCGGACCCUCCAUCAGCAGUUGGCCAAGGUCCGGAGCCAGGAGAGCAGCUUCCGGGAGCGUCUGGACGGGCUGCAGCGGGCAGCCGAGCGCGUGCGGGCCCUGAGCGACCAGAACCGGCACCGCGCCCAGGACGCCCACAGGCUCAUCGCCCAGCUGCAGCUGCAGCUGCAGGACAGCGAGGCCGCCCUGCGGGGGGCAAACAUCCCCCCCGCCGACCGCUACGAGGGGCCCAACGGCUUCAAACAUCUGGCGCAGGAAGCCACGAGACUGGCUGACAGCCACGAGGAGACGGCCAGCAACAUAGAGCGACUGACCCAGGAGGCCGACGGCUAUUCCCGCCAGGCGCUGGCUCUGGCCCGCCAAGCCCAGCAGGGCAGCGGGGGCGCAGAGGGGGGCCUGGAAGAGACCCUGGUGCAAGGCCUCAAGGGAAGGCUGGAGAAGGCCGAGGCCCGAGCCCAGCAGCUGACCCGAGCGGCGGCCCACGCCACGGCAGAGGCAGACGGUUCUUACCAGCAGAGUCUACGGCUCUCGGAGGAGGCCGCGCAGCUCCAGGGGGCCACCGGCCAGUCGUUCCAGGUGAGAGAAGCCUCUGGGAUCCAGCAAAGCGCGGACGCCCUGUCCAGCCUGGUGGCCAGGCAGACGGAUGAGUUUAACCGCGUGCGGACCGAUCUGGGAAGCUGGGAAGAGGCCACCCGCUCGCUUCUGCAGGAGGGGAAGGACUCGAGACAGAAAUCAGAGCAGCUGCUGUCCCGAGUCAACCUGGCUCACACCCGGGCCCAGGAGGCCCUGAGCAUGGGCAACGCCACCUUCUACGAAGUCGAGGGCAUCCUGAAGAACCUGCGAGAGUUCGACCUGCAGGUGGGGGACAAGAGGGCCGAGGCGGAGGAGGCGCUGCGCCGGCUGCCGCUCAUCAGCCAGACGGUGGCCGCCGCCAGCGACAGGACCGAGCAGGCCGAGGUGGCCCUGGCUGGUGCCGUCACCGACACCCAGAGGGCAAAGCUGGCAGCCACCGAGGCCCUGGAGAUCGCGGGCAGGAUGGAACAGGAGAUGGGGAGCCUGAACUCGAAGGCCAACGUGACGGCUGACGGUGCGCUGGCAUUCGAGAAGGGGCUGGCCACGCUGCGGACCGAGCUGAGGGACAUGGAAGGCGCCCUGGACAGCCGGGGGCGGGCGCUAGACGCCGGGGCCGACGCCGUGCAGAGGGUGAUGAGCGAGGCCCAGAGGGCGGAGACGAGAGCCCAAAGCGCGGGCGUCUCCGUCCAGGAGACGCUGGACGCACUGGACAGUAUCCUACACCUGAUAGACCAGCCCGGCGGUGUGGACGAGGACGGCCUGAUCCAGCUGGAGCUGAAGCUGUCCCGGGCCAAGGCCCAGGUGCAGAACCAGCUGCGGCCGCUGAUGGCAGAGCUGGAGGAACGGACCCGGCGGCAGAGCGGGCAGCUGAGUUCGUUGGAGCGCAGCAUCGACACGGUGCUGGCCGACGUCCGCAACCUGGAGCACAUCCGGGACCACCUGCCCCCCGGCUGCUACAACACACAGGCGCUGGAGCAACACUGAGGCGACUCGCCAGAUAACCCUCAGAGGGGGCCGGACGGGGCAGUCAGCAGCCCUCGAGGGGCUGACCAGAUCCCUCGAGGGCUAACUGGAUCAAAUGACUCAC